AUGGACGAGAUGUAAGGGGUAAGGAGGAUCGCAGUGGGAAAACAAAGAGGAUGGGCGGCAACAGAGGGAAACUUACAAGAAAACACGGGAGAGAAAAUAGUCGAAGCAACGGAGGAUUGGAUGGAAAGGACCAAGUGGAUGAGUAAGAAAGAGAGUCCGCGAAGAGGAGGAAACGAUCAAAGAGACGACGAGAGAGAAAGAGGGGAGAAAAAGGGGGCAAGAGAGUGAGGCAGAGAGCGAGAGAGAGAGAGGGAAAGAGAUAGAUAAAGAGAGCAACGGGAAAGGGAAACUGCACGGAUGACGAAGGCAGUUCUGAAGGGUUUGAGGGUGAACCAUCCGAGUGUGGACCAGGAUAGUCCUCUGCUGUGGGCGAUGGUGGCCGCUGCGGUGGUGGGGUGACACCGACGGCGGGUAGGGCGUCGCAGGGGCAGAACCAGCGCCGCGACGCCUCGGCGUGCACAGUCGCGGCUCGAACGCCGUCCCAUGCGAACGUGUUGUCCUCGCGGCUCGUGCAACGUCCACAGCAACGUGUACCAUGUCUCCGAGCUGUCCGUUCCGAAGUUAGGAUUUAAGGAAGCCGGGAUCGAGAAUAACAUUGUCGAUGCGCGGGAACGAGGCGGACUUUGUCGAAGAUGAUUCGUGGAUUAUGAGAAUUAAAACGGGACUGCUGGACACGUUAACGGAGUCAGUGUUUCAAUGAACGAUGUCGAGAGAUUGACAGUUGUGAGAUCGUUGUUCUAUCGAAUGCGUCAGAUCGUCAGAGUGAUGGUUGAGGACAACGUGUUUUGAGACUUUUUAACGACAUCUGACGGACGUCGAGGGUGACUCGAGAUUCCAACCACUUGUUAGCGAGUUUUCUCAGAGCACAUGUACCCUUCGAUUUUUAGGCGGAGUUGUGCCUUUCGUAACAGCGUUUUUUACUAAGUGGAAUGUAGGUACGUUCAUUGAUAGUGAUUUGUACGAACGGUGAACAAUUGCCGCGAGAGACGAUCAGGUGUUCUGCGACAACGAGACCGCGUGAAACGUCAGAAGCCAAUGGUAACUGUGAUCGUUGCAUGAUCGCAAUAAUAUUUAUAUUUAGUGUGAAACCGGGGUACAUUGGAGCAACGCUUCAGUCAAGUUUUUGAGACCCCUCGGCAUCGCUCCUGAGACACGUGCGUGCCAAGCCAUUCUUAUCCAGUAAGUGUGCGCUGUGGACUCGUUAUUAAUUGCGGUGAUCUAGUCGAUCUUAUUAUUCGACGGUACAAUCGAUUAAUUAUUUUUCGACGAUGAAGAAGAUCACCACGGAAAUAUGAAGAAAAAAUACGAAUUAUGGAGCAUGAAUUGAAGCGCAUGCCCCGUAACGAUAUUAGCAACUCGAUCGCGAUGACCAACGCCGGUAAAGGAUAAAGCAUGAAUCCAUUUAUAAAAGUACGACUGUGAUGCGCGACUCGUGAAACAUUCGUAUUUGCGUUCGGAAGAAAGUGUAGCAAAUCCAGGAACAUUACGCGCCAAUCCAUGACAUGUAAGAACUGAUCGAAAUCGGUGAGAAUCGGUUGAAGCAAUAGGUGAUUAUAGUGUGAUGUUAAAAAUGGCGGCGACUUCCGAGUCCCAGGACAAUUCUUAAGACACGCUCCACGGUGGAAUGGAUUUUCAGAGCGCUAUGGACACGUUUGUAGAGGCAUGGAUGGCUGCUAACACGAAAACGGAUCAAGUACAGAGCCAAGCUUUGGCAUUGACACACAAGGUCUCUCCACCUUCGAGGCCGAGCAGUGUGUCCUCGUUACCGAGGAGCCCUCAAUCAAAUCAAUCCCAACAGUCCCAGUCGCAGAACACUGCUCAACCUCCGCCGGUGCAUCCUCACCAGUCGCAGACACCUCUGAGCGCGCCCCAUACGCCGUUCUCCGCGCACAAUCAACACCCGAAGCAAGAAGCGAACACCAGCCCCAAACAGGAAGGAUUCGAUCUCAGCAAAUCCGCCUCCAGCACGGGGAAGAAUAUUCCAGUGCAUUGUGUGGUCGAAACGAUUCACAACAUCGUGGAGAGUCAUGUGAGCAACUCACGUGAGAACUGGCGGAGACCUCAAGUAGAAACGGACUCGUACGUGAUCAUCCCUGUGGCCAUGCCUUUCCAAGAUUUAGUUGGUGAGGCAUUGGUACGUUUGGGCUAUUCAAGCGACCUGAUACCAAGUGCCAGAGGAAGUAUCGUAAUACGAAACUGGAAACCACUGCCAAUGGAAAAGGUCGCGGAUGGCCCAUUAUUAACAGUCGGCGAUAUUUUGGCCGAACUGACUUCUGUCGCAACAUUGAAGAUUCAGGUGUACAGAUCGAGACCGCCACCUCCUAGUCCAGCAGCGGAAGUUAGAAACAAGUUGUUAAGACUGCUAUUGCUCCACAGCCAUGCGCUUUUGGUUUCUGCUGGUUGUCCUUUGGAUGAGAUGACAUUACUAUCCCUGUGCAGAGGCGGGAACGAAUUAUCAGAGGAAACCAAGCGAAACUUCGAGUCGUGGUUGCAGCAGCAACAGUUGGGCUUGGGUUUAAACCCGAUCGUACCUUCCUCGAAUCACCAUCACCACCAUCAUACGCAGAGCCCUCAGCCAGACGGAGGUGGUAGCAUGGGCUCGGCGGGCGGCGCCAUCGGUCCUCCACAUCCUGCACUCCUCCAAUACUCGCAUAAAACUAGGAUGAGGACGAGCUUCGAUCCUGAAUUGGAGUUGCCGCGUCUUCAACGGUGGUUCGGUGAAAAUCAACAUCCAUCGAGGCAACAAAUACAACACUACGUCUCGGAAUUAAACUCUCUGGAGUCUCGACGGGGUAGGAAGCCACUGGACGUGAAUAACGUUGUGUACUGGUUCAAGAACGCGAGGGCUGCUCAAAAAAGGGCUGAGAAUAGAGGUGUCAACGGGUAUAGUCCGCCUGGUCUCAGCCCGAGAGGUGCUAGCAUUGUCAGUGAAGAUUGUUCGGACGAGGAAGAGGAUUCCAGACAUCAGUCCGCCUCACCUUCUCCCUGUCCACCCGGAAGUCCACCAGUCGGACCACUGUCUCUGACAACCAGACCCGAGGAUCAACAACCUCCACCCUCAACGCCGUCCUCCGUGAAGCAGGAGGAUGCCAGAGUGUCCUCCGGUUCCGAAGACGAGGAGGCAAGGCCGACCGGUCCGUUGCCGGGAUUCUCUCUGGUUCCGAGCCCGAUGUUCGGUCAUGGAAUUAUGUAUAUGUCACCUUAUUUGCCGCCACGCGGCCCGGCUGGUUGUUCAACCAGCAUGCUGGACGAGAGGAGGAAGAGGAACCGGACAUUCAUCGAUCCCGUGACGGAAGUGCCGAGGCUCGAGGCUUGGUUUACUCACAAUACUCAUCCCAGUCACGCGCUAAUUCUAAAAUACACGGAGGAGCUGAACCGAAUGCCGUACCGGCAGAAGUUUCCGCGGCUGGAACCAAAGAAUGUGCAAUUCUGGUUCAAGAAUCGACGGGCCAAGUGCAAACGCUUGAAAAUGGCUCUGUUCGAGGGUGAAUCGCCGCAACCUCAUCCAUAUCACGCAGACUAGCUCAGCCCCUAAAGUUACGUAAAUUAGAAAGAACCGGGAAGCCAUUGGCCGGGAAGGCAUUUGUGAGCAUGUAACGCAACACGCCAAGAGGAACAGAGGAGAAGCUAAUCAACCUGUUAUUCCUUAAUAUCGUUGACCUGUAACCACACACGCGGGUUGCACUUUUAUUGUAAUUAUUGCAUAACGAUUAAUAUAAUUAUUAUGGACCUUGAUGAAUGUACAUAUGAGAAUAACGUCGAAUAAAAACUAUACGU
Molecule: messenger RNA, 3777 nt
Organism: Nomia melanderi (Alkali bee)
Lineage: Eukaryota; Metazoa; Arthropoda; Insecta; Hymenoptera; Halictidae
Gene: dve
Product: SATB1_N and homeodomain domain-containing protein dve
Biological process (GO): chromatin remodeling; regulation of transcription by RNA polymerase II
Molecular function (GO): DNA-binding transcription factor activity, RNA polymerase II-specific; RNA polymerase II cis-regulatory region sequence-specific DNA binding
Source: RefSeq, a predicted model, not a curated record